Oikopleura dioica is the source of this 1413-nucleotide messenger RNA. NCBI's taxonomy places the organism in Eukaryota, Metazoa, Chordata, Appendicularia, Copelata, Oikopleuridae. The record is from the annotation of a GenBank genome assembly.
AUGAUAGAGAUACUUUAUUCAAAGACAGUCAAUGUCCUCUUGAGCAGGGAGCAAGUUGUUCGACAUUGGCUCAAGCUUGAAAUUGAGAAAAAUUUCACAGUACACGAGAAGUCCUACAGAAUACGUCUGACAGAUCCGACGGACUUUUUCUUUUUGUACACAAAGUCCAUUGCCGAAAAUGACUACAACCUGCUGAAAGCAGAACAGCAGCUGUCAAUAGACUUCCACACAUUCCCAUCAAUUUUAAUCGAGCUGAUCAACGAAACAACCGACUCAAACCCUUCAAAACGCAUCGAAGUCACAUGUCAAACUCUCCGCGCGAACUUGGCGAUCGUCGAACCUCGCAAAAUACGAAACAUAACAGAGCUCAAUUUGGAAUUAACGCCGGCUAAUGACUCCGAACAAAAAGUUUACUUGGCCUCGUCGUUAAAGCAAUUACAGACAGAGUCGGCUGAAAUGAAGCACAGAAAUGAGACGAAAAUUGACCAGCUUCAGAAGCAACUAAGCGAGACAACGCAGCGACUGGAGGACAUAAAUAAUGAAUUGGAAUCGCUCAAGAUUAGGGGCGAAGGAAAAGCUGAAGAGAUCCGGCUAGAGUAUGAAGCUAAAAUCAACGAGGAAAAGAGAAAAGCGCUCAAGGCAGAGCAGGACGCCAGGGUCGAUUUCGAUGCGAAAACAGGAUCACUGGAAAGCGCAUUUGAAGCUGAAAGACGAAGAUUCGAAGUGAAAAUUUCUGACUUGGAAAAUAUCAAGGAAGAGCUUUCCCAAAAAAAGAUCCGCGCUGAAAACACGGUGAGGGAGCAGAAGAUUAGAAUCGAUCAGCUCACGCAUGAACAGUCGAGAAUUAGCCACGAGAAUCAGAAAUCCGAACAGUACAAAAACGAGCUCGACAAAAAGGCUCAAAGCCGCGAAGAGCAGCUUUUUGCCCUGAAAAGCGAGCUGGCCGCCAAAACGUUAGAAAUCAAUGAAUUAAAGACCAACAUCAGCCGAAUGAGUUACCAAACCCGUACGGCAGAGGACCAACAAGCGUCUAAGGAUGAGAAAUUGCAGCAAAUACAGGGUCAAUGUCACAAAUUAGAGAGAGAUAACGAAGUUUUGGUCGCUGAUCUUGCCAAGGCCAAUGAAAUAAUCAGCAGAAAAAUGGAUGAGUCGAAAACAUUAAAAGAAAAAUACCGCCGAAACAGCGAAAUCAUCAAAAAACAAGAGAAGCUUCUCACUGAUAAAGACUCAGAUAUCAAGAAAUUGGCGACAAAACUCAGACAAGACAGUGAAGUAAAACAGAGAUUGGAAGCAAAACAGACUGAAAUCUCUGGCGAGCUAGAAUCAAUGAGAGAGAAGCUCGAAGCGGCGGUGAAUAAAAACUCGCAGGAUGAUAAAGUUAUACAGUACUUGUCAAGGGUUUAUACGCUUUGA